AUAAUGGUAUGCGAUAUGGAUAUUAGUCGACCAAUCAGUGACGAGUAAGCUGACCUCGUGGUUUUAGGAGCACCGAAGGGACUCUUCGUCACAUCGCAGCUAAGAAAUCGCAUAAAAGCCCUCCAUCAACCUCACUUCUGCAGCUGAAAUACAACCAAAGCUUAAAAAUGGCGAUGUCAGGAAUUGCUGUGUCUCAAGACUGUGAAAAAGCUCACGAAAGGCAACACAAGAAGGAAAAGGACAUACAGUGGACAGUGUAUCGUAUUGACCAGUCGGGGAAAAAGGCUGAGAUUGUAGUUGAAUGUCAGAAAGAGAGAGAGUUCUGUGCCAACAGGGCAUCUCAACAGCAGACCGGCGACGUUGAAAAACGAAAUAGGCAACUGUGGCUUGACUUUAUCGACAGUUUACCCGAUGCUGAAAGUCGAUAUGCUGUUUUCGAUUUCGUACAACCAACAUCAUCUGGAGCUUUCAAAGACGCAAUUCGCUUUGUUGCUUGGUCUCCAGAUAAUGGUUCAAUAAAAAACAAGAUGAUCUACUCCUCAACCAAGGAUACCCUCAAGAAAAAGCUUGAUGUCCAAAAAGAGGUCUUCAUCUCCUCAAAGAGCCAGGAAGAAAUCGAAGACUCUUUCAAACAGUUGUUGAAUUGAUUGGCUAUUGUUACUCAAGAGCUUAAGUGUCUAAUGCCUGGCAACUAAGGAACAGUUUCCUGCAAGCUGUACAGUGAAACGAUGACAUAAGUUUUUUUGCACCUGAUCAUAAACUUAUUGCUGAUUAUUUUGUUUCACAACGCCAAAGAACAUUGACUUUUAUAAUGAAUUACCAAAAUACUUAACCUUAAUCAACACUUCCAGAACAGAAAACUGAUUUGAAAUGUAUUCACUUUUGUAUAUUGUAAACAAAUACUCUCUAAAUGACUUGUCAGAACAAAUUGUCUGAAGUUAUCUUCAAUCAUGUUGGAAUGAAUAUCAUGUUAGAAGAAACAUUUUGAUGCAAGUAAUAAAUAUUUCUAUGAAAGCUUUAAA
Molecule: messenger RNA, 1022 nt
Organism: Haliotis rubra (blacklip abalone)
Lineage: Eukaryota; Metazoa; Mollusca; Gastropoda; Lepetellida; Haliotidae
Product: actin-depolymerizing factor 3-like
Exons: 3
Coding region: 168-647 (159 amino acids)
Biological process (GO): actin filament depolymerization
Cellular component (GO): actin cytoskeleton; cytoplasm
Molecular function (GO): actin filament binding
Source: RefSeq, a predicted model, not a curated record